GGAUCGACAGUAACGUAGAUUGAACUGCGACAUUAAUAGAUAAAUCUACCAGUACAUCUACUUGAGCCGCCAAAGGUAAUUGUUCACCGCCGCACAGCACAAGGUCAUGGACUUCGCCCGCAAGACUCGAUACCUCACUUUGGACGUCAUCAGUGACAUUGGCUUCAGACAGGCCUUCAGAGAUCUAGUCAACGACGCCGAUAUAGACUCUUACAUUGGAUCGAUCGACAAGGUAAUGGCUUCCCUCACCUUUCUAUGUGCCAGUGGCCUGCUGCACUUCUUUCAAUGGCCUCCGCUUGCAUGACUUAUGGAUCCAAAAGAGAGGAGUAAAACAUUGGCAAGGUCAUUGCCACGGCCCGACGACUGAUUGACGAACGGCUGCAGUCUGAGACUGAAAGACAAUCAGACAUGCUGGCCGCGCUCAUACGACAUGGUUUGACCCGCGAGGACCCGUUCACCGAGAGGUUCCUUUUUUUUGUAACUUGGUGAAAUCGGAUAAAACCUUGUAAUUCUGGCACGUUGAGCAUCGAAUCUCCAAAACUCGACUCUUGGUGCACGAUAAACACUCAAACUUUAUCCAAAAAUCGUAAAAGGCCCAUCUCCCUUUUUCACAUUGGAGGAAUCGUAGAUAAACCUACUCUUUAAAAGUAAGCCAACAGCUACGAAUUAGGGUACUAAGAAAGCGAACUUAAGUGAAGAUUGUGCGUUAUUGUGUCU
Messenger RNA from Paraphaeosphaeria sporulosa, 717 nucleotides. RefSeq lists its product as uncharacterized. Bases 107 to 304 code for a protein of 65 amino acids. Lineage: Eukaryota; Fungi; Ascomycota; Dothideomycetes; Pleosporales; Didymosphaeriaceae. The transcript has a single exon. The record is from RefSeq and is a predicted model, not a curated record.